UAGGGCAGCCCAGCCUUCCCUACCCUACCCUUAGGGCAGCCCAGCCUACCCUACCCUACCCUUAGGGCAGCCCAGCCUACCCUACCCUACCCUUAGGGCAGCCCAGCCUACCCUACCCUACCCUUAGGGCAGCCCAGCCUACCCUACCCUUAGGGCAGCCCAGCCUACCCUACCCUUAGGGCAGCCCAGCCUACCCUACCCUACCCUUAGGGCAGCCCAGCCUACCCUACCCUACCCUUAGGGCAGCCCAGCCUACCCUACCCUUCCCUUAGGGUAGCGAGCUCUCAGGAGGGCCCCGCCCCGCGCCCGGGGGGGCCAUCACUCGCCUCCGGACUGGGCAGUCUUGUCUGGCUGCACAGCUUCAUCUCCUACGGUUGGAUACAAGGACUGCUGUAUGGGAAACAGGCAUAACUGUGAAUGUCAUUUCAGCUGUUUCCAGAGACCAGGAAUUUUCAUGUGCAAGUGAUGGACAUAAAAAUGUGUGUACAUUCUUCAAAUUUAAAUUGCAAUAGAAACAAAAAACUUUUAUUCUAUUUCCUAUACUAAGGAGAUACAAUAUAUGAGAUGCACAACCAUCUGAUUUGUCAGCUUUAGAGUACAGUACAAAGAAAACAUGUCUUCGAAGUGUUCAGAGUGUGGAAAGGAGUUUUCUUUCAUAUAUGCACUUAGCAUCCAUAUGCGUAUCCACACAGGAGAGAAACCUUUUAAGUGUGAUAAGUGUGAGGAGAGGUUCAUGUUGAAAAAAGAUCUUCAGCAACAUUCUGUUCAACACAUUGAGCUCAAACCUAACAAAUGUACAGUGUGUGGGAAAAGUUAUUCACAUAGCAAUGCUCUGGAAAUACAUAUGUGCAUCCACACUGGGGAGAAACCUUACCAGUGUAAGCGCUGUUAUAAAGCAUAUUUGAGAAAAAAUGAACUUCAAAGCCACAUGGUAUGGCAUAGCAAAUUAAAAUAUAAAUGUCCAAUAUGUGGCAAAGGUUUCACGGAGAGCAAGUACUUAAAACAACAUGUCUGUGCACGCUUAAGAAAAAAAUGCAAAAUUUGUCUGAAGUGCAAUGAAUCAUUUUGUGGUAAUUUUACUCUUAAAAAUCACACCGUUAUUUGUAAAGAAAUAAAUAAGUUUAUAAAUUGUUUAUACUGUAACAAAGAGUUUAGUAGUGAUUCUAACCUUAAAAGACACAUGAAAAUUCAUACUAGAGAAAAAUCUAUCAGGUGCUUCAUAUGUAAAAAUACCUUUAUAAGGUUAGAUGAACUUGAAAAACAUCUGACCUCGCCCAAUAUAGGCAUGUCUCAGAAAUGUGAGAAUUGUGAAGACUAUUUCAAAUCCUGUGCGGCUUUUAAGUUACACAUUGAUAAUUGCCAUGUUAAGAAAGAAAGACAUGGCUGUUGUUUGCAUUCAAGAGAGAAUUCUGCCAAUUGUUCAGAAAAAGGAAAUGGAUUUUCAUUUGAUGUAUUUGAAGGAGACAUUCAGACUCAUAAUAGGAAAGGUUUUAAAACAUUCUCUGAUGACAGUCACAGACUCCACUAUACAGAGAAAUCAUCUGCAAUACUUGAAGCUUCAACAAAUAUUGAUUCCCUUAGUGACAGAGAAGCUUCUAGCGAGGAAAGGAAAUUUAAUACAGAAACAAUUUAUGUACCUGAUGAAGAUAUCAAAAUUGAACCACAAACCUACAUCAAAGAUGAAAUAACAGUGAAUGAUGUUUUUGGUAAAGAGGAGAUAGAGUCUUAUGAUUAACAUGUUUAGCUUGACAUAAUUUAACAUAAGGUUCCCAUACAUCCAUAGGGUAAAGUCGCUGGUCUCUGGGCACUUUAGAAAGUUACCGACAUUGUCAGUGGACUAAAAUAUAGUUAGGUCAUAGUAAAAAAUGACAGGGUCUAGGAUACUUAUCUGGGACGAGUUCUGGGGGUUAUUCUACUCCCCCAAGCCUAGCUGGGGGUCAGGUGUCUUGUGAUUACUCGAUCUGAAAAGCCGUUGCAUGGAGCCGCCUGUGGCCCACUUGCCUGUCGUUGACUAUGAGGAAAUGAUGUCCAGUUCUUUAUGCCCCACAUAUUAGCUUUGUACCUGUUAUAAUUUUAACUCUUCUGGCAUUUGAAUUUUGUUGAGUCUGGCCUUAAAGUUGUGGCUGGAGGUGGCUUCCACACCUACUUAUUUCAGUACAUUCCACUUGUUGAUCACCCCUAUGAGUGACGGGGCUUGCAAACACACAUGCCAGAUAGUCUUUAUUUUGUAAAUUUAAUUACAAUACUGUAUAUAGGAUGUAAGGAAGGUCAUUAUCAGGAAAAAGCACUAAGAUAACACUUGGAAGGGAUAAGGAUUUAAACUAGAAUGAUUGGUGCCGAACCAUUUGGCUGGAUGGGGAUUGAUUGCAAACCAACAAGAUGCUAUGUAGCAUGUAGCCAUACCUCAUUUUAACUAGAACGAUUUGAAUAUGUUCUCCUGCCCACACAUCUCUCAGCACACAGACAGGGGUAAUGUUGGCAGCAUAUAAGAAGCUUGUGAACAUUAAAACAUCAUUAAAAUACCUAAAUAAGAAUCAUUCCUAGGGAAUCUUCACAGCCUAUGUUAGACUGUUAUUGGAAUAUGCAGAACUGGCCUAGAAUUCAUGCCAUGUGAAGCACAAAAGGUGAAAAACUGCAGAGGUUUGUAAACAAGAUCAGUGUUGGAACUAAGAUGGUUAAGCUGUAAGGAAAAUAAAUAUCACAACUCUAGAUUAGAGAAGAGAAUAAAUUGAUCAGAUAUGAUUACAACAUAAUACAGUGGAACCUCGAGUGACAAGUGCCUCCAUCUACGAGCAUUUCGAGUAAUGAGCAAGCCACUCGCUGAAAAUUUGUCUUGAUUGAUGAGCUUCGCCUCUAUUAGCGAGAAAACCAUUCCUAGCAUCCAGCAUUCCCGCUGGUUCUCGGAAAUUCUCGGACACCUCUGACUAGGCAAAUAAAAAAAAAUCAUUUAAAAUGCUAAUGAUGCUGGGAUGUAAGGGGGUGACUGCUCUAAUGUUGCAAAGCAUUGAUUUUUUUUUUAGAAAAAAUAAAAAAAAUGAAAAAAUUGAAAAAAAAGAACUAAUGUCAAAAAGAUUCGUUCAGUGUAUAACGGGUAGGCUGCUCCAUUAUUUAAAAAAUUGAAUAUUAUAUUGAUGUUUUUCGGUGGUGGAACAGAUUAAUUUUAUUUCCAUUAUUUUAAAUGGAGAAAUUCGUUUCGAAAGACGAGCGUUUCACAUGGCGAGCUCGGUGCCAGAACGGAUUAAAUUCGUUAAUCGAGGCUCCACUGUAGUUACUGAGCAGAACAGAGAGGAUGGAUAUGGUUAUCCUCUGUAAAUUGAGAAAAAGUUGGACAAGAGUAGAUAGGUGAAGUUUGAUAUUCAGAUGAGUAAAAAAAAAUUGGGUUUACUUCAGGGAAACCAUUUAGUUAGUAAUAUGUAGCUUACAGAUAUAUUUCUGUAUCAGAUAUGUGAAAAUUUUUAUCUUUUCCAGCCAAAUGGGGGAAGCUACAUAUCCCUCUUGCUCAGUGAUAAUGAGACUAGUCUCUGUGCGAUGAGCUUCUCAGUGUCUUGUGCAGUCAUUGGUAGCCAUAUCCUUAUACCAAUUCUCUUUCAAUCCAAAAAUAAAGAAAUUUAGGUACAAUCUUUUA
Molecule: messenger RNA, 3625 nt
Organism: Procambarus clarkii (red swamp crayfish)
Lineage: Eukaryota; Metazoa; Arthropoda; Malacostraca; Decapoda; Cambaridae
Product: zinc finger protein 90
Biological process (GO): regulation of DNA-templated transcription
Molecular function (GO): DNA-binding transcription factor activity, RNA polymerase II-specific; RNA polymerase II cis-regulatory region sequence-specific DNA binding
Source: RefSeq, a predicted model, not a curated record